AUGGUUGCUGGUGCCGCUGCUAACACUGCUAAGAAGUCUUUCUGGUCUAUCUGGUAUAAGCAUGAAAUUAUCCCCAUCUACGUUACUGUUGGUGCCGCUUGUGGUUUAGCUGGUUACUAUCUCACUCGUCUUGCUCGUGGUCCUGAAGUUGUUUGGGAUCGCACCAACAACCCUUACCCUUGGCAAAACAUUGACCAAGACACUCAAGUCAAGUUCAUGACCGUCAACCAAAAGUUCGGCAAGACCUACUCUCGCGAUAGAUUAUAG
This is a messenger RNA of Mucor velutinosus, 267 nucleotides long. RefSeq lists its product as uncharacterized. Bases 1 to 267 code for a protein of 88 amino acids. NCBI's taxonomy places the organism in Eukaryota, Fungi, Mucoromycota, Mucoromycetes, Mucorales, Mucoraceae. The record is from RefSeq and is a predicted model, not a curated record. The transcript is spliced from 2 exons.